Gambusia affinis (western mosquitofish) is the source of this 1114-nucleotide messenger RNA. RefSeq names its product ankyrin repeat domain-containing protein 66. Bases 590 to 1114 code for a protein of 174 amino acids. Lineage: Eukaryota; Metazoa; Chordata; Actinopteri; Cyprinodontiformes; Poeciliidae. Gene Ontology annotation, molecular function: protein binding. The record is from RefSeq and is a predicted model, not a curated record. The transcript has 3 exons.
GAUCAUUUGAAAUUUCUGACCUGCAAUUUCUGACUAAUGUUCUCUAACUUCCAAAACCUUCACUGGAUGAUUAUAUUUACAUAUUGAAGUACCCACAAGUGUGCUUCAUUUAAGUGGCUGCUAGAGUCCAGUGGUUGCAUUAUAGCAGGUGUCAGAGUAAAGGAAGCUAAGUACUUUUUUUUCUUUUUGCAAAGUUAUCUCUUUUUCUGUCCCUUUGUCUCACUUUUUAUUGGUCCACCAUAAAACCAAAUGUAUAAAAACUAAGAAAGUGACUUAUUUUUGCUUUCUCACAGCAAUGUGUGACAAAAAUAUUACCACAUUGAUGAGCAGCACAAAGAUUGAACCUUUCUCCACAAGUAGAAAUGUCUAAACUUAUUCGCUUUCUCCCAAUUUCACGUUUUAAUGUAGGCAGUCCUUUACUAUAAAUCAUUUAAAAGCGUCAGAGUCUUUAUUUCAGGAGCUUGACGCGUUUCAGAUGCGCCGUGUGUCCUCUGGUCUGUCCAGCAGGUGGCACUAUCCCCUUUCUGGUGCUCAGGUGAAGGCUCCGCCAUUUUGAAUUCAGAAGCCGUUGCUGGGCAACUCCAGAAAAAUGACGGAGCUGCACCAAGUGGUAGCAGCGGGAGAUUUUGAGAAGGUGAAGGAGCUACUGAAGAAUCCGAAAUAUAAUCCCAAUAACAAGGACGUCGACUGGAGCUACAAAACCCCUCUGCACUGGGCAGCAGCUAAUGGGGAUUCAGAUAUCAUCAAGGUUCUCUUAGAGAAUGGAGCUAAUCCGUGUCUGAGAACAGUGCACGGAUGGACCCCUGCCCACUAUGCUGCAGAGUCCGGUCAUAUAGCCGCGCUGCGGAUGCUGCACAGCUUCCAUGCACCGAUGGACAAACAGGACUGCUGUGGAGACAAACCAAUAAGAUUGGCCGAAAUAUACGGAAAAGAAGACUGUGUUCGAUUCCUUCAAAAAGCAGAGCUUGAGUAUCAAGACUUCCGCGAGAAAAUAUCUGAAGAAGGUAUUUCAAACGACUCGGAUGAGGAGUGGUUACAACAAAGCAAAGAAUACGAAGAAGACAUUGCUUUUAGAACCAGGAGGAAAACUAAGUCUAGACUCAGCGUUCGUUGA